AUGGCUUCACCAGACGAGCAAGAAGAGAAGCUCGUUGUGCCCAAGUUUUCGUCCUUCAAACCCAAAAAUCCGGAGAAAGAGAACCCUCCCAAGGCCAAUGAGGAACAUGAGUCUCGUCACAAGAAGCAUACACGUGAUGACGAGAAAUCAAGGAGCCACCGGCACCGUGAGGAUCGGGACUCAAGGCACAGUGGACGCGAGUCUCGCCAACAUCGAGACCGUGACCGAAGCCGAGACCGACAUCGUCAUCGAAUCCAGAGUCGUGAGAGACGGCAGGAUGGGCCAGAGAAGAAAAAGUCUGCUUCCAAGCCGGAGGGCGUUCCCGGUCUGUUUGUGAUUGACACCAAAGGUGACCCCCUGAUCAUCAGGUAUGGUGGCCUUGAUCGAUCGCAGGUACCCGCCUAUCACCGCCGUGAGGGUCGGAAAAUCCUUGGCUCGGAAGGCCGCCUGGUCCUUCACCGUGACGGCCCUCGAGACUUGUUCAGUAUUCGCAUGCCUGGCGAAGGAUUCCACAGCGGUAGAGAUGGGCUUCGAUCAAAAAGGCCAAAGACGGAAUCGAGACCAGCCAAGAGAAUCAUGAGAAGAGUUGGUGCCUAUUCUGAGUCGGAAGAGGCUGAGGGAUUCCUAGCUUUGACAUCUUCAAGGAAACGCAAGCGUGAUCAGAGGAAUGAAGAGUCUUCGGACGACGAGCGCCCCUCGUAUCGAUCCAUUGAAGGCAAAGCGAAACCACGGCAGCAGUCGGAUAGUGAGUCAGAUAAGGACUCGGAUAUGUCAAUUGACGCAGUGGCAGUGGAUCAGAGCAAUCCGCUGAAGCAAAAGUCCAUUCAGCUGAGCAGACGAGUAAAGGAAGCCCCAGAAGAUAUCGACGCCUGGUUAGAGCUUGUAGACCACCAGGACGCUCUGCUCAAGGCUGGAGAAGACUUGGACCACACGGUGCUAGAGAAUGAAGCCCAUAGCUUUGCAGAGAUCAAAGUAUCCAUGCUCGAGUCUGCUCUCACAAACACAAGGAGCGUGGAGGACCGCCGGCGAGUUCUCGUGUAUCUGAUGCGCGAGGGUGCCAAAGUGUGGACCAGCAAAGCGACGGCCAAGAAAUGGUCAGAGGUCUUGACAGGCGACGAUAACUUUGUCUUGUGGAAGGCUCACCUUGACUUUUUGACGGCCAACAUUACGACAUUUCAGUAUGAUGAUGUCAAGAAAAUGCUCCUGGACAGGCUACGCUUGACGCUCAACCGCUUGGCGACGGAGCAGGCCAAAGACAUUCUCGAAGAAGCCAUCUUUGUGUUUCUGAGAUUGACUCGCUUCGUCCACGAUGCUGGCUACAAGGAACUGGCGGUUGCGGCCUGGCAGUCACUUCUUGAGCUCACUUUCUUCAGGCCGCCGGCCAUCGACAACGAGCAGUCUGCGCUCGACAGUUUUGAAGAAUUUUGGGAAAGCGAAGUUCCACGGAUAGGAGACGCCGGCGCAAAAGGCUGGAGACAGUACGUUGAGGCUGGUGGUGAUGGCGAUGCUGCAGAGCCGCAACGCGCAGCACCAAUCACACCAUCUUCCUCGCGAGAUGUCUACAAAGCAUGGGGCCAUCUGGAGCACUCUCGGUCGCAAGCGGCCAAGUUGCCGGCGAGGACAAUGGACGACGGGACAGAUGAUGACCCGUUUCGAGUCGUGAUCUUCUCCGAUAUCAAGCCAUUCCUCUUCUUGAUACCGACUUCUGUCUUAUCAGAGGUGUCACCACAGCUGAUUGAUGCAUUUUUACUAUUCUGUGGCUAUGCUCCGGCCUUCAAGGCAAGCCGUUGGACAGAGAUGGCAUGCAACGACCAAUUCAUCUCAUCAUCGCUCGUCAAGCUGGACUUGCAACCAACUAUACAUAUCGACGACGACGACACGGACGACUGGUACAGGAGGCAGCCGCGAUUCGACAUGGGCAUAACCGCCACGCCUUCGCUAUCUCUGCUGUUUGGGGGCUCAGAGUGGUUUCAUUACAUUCCCACCACGUCCCAGGAUCCCCUACUCAGCUCGCUUUGGGUUUACGAGGCGCUGAAGCAGCUUGUUCACGGUGCGGGAGUGGAGAGCCUCGCGCAAUAUUACCUUGGGAUGGCCUUUUCUAAUGAUCAGGCGGGCAUCAAGAAGCCUGCCAAGGCUCUGCUCAAGCAGUACCCCGCGAAUUCUGAACUGUAUAACGCGUAUGCAGUUGCUGAAUAUGCCAACGACCGAGGUGUGGCGGACAAGGUGAUAAGGGCUGCUACGGAGGCCCCCUCGUUGUGUGCAAAGUGGUAUAAAUAUCUGUUCCAUGCAACUUGGAGCUGGAUGGAUCUGGAAGCAGGGAACGUUGGCCUAGCCAAAGUACGACUCUGCGCAUCAGUGGACGAGACACUCAGAGGCGUAGUGACAGAAGUGCCAGAAAUCAGCAAUACCACGCUUCUCAAGGCCCAGCAGACGUUCACAUCAAGCUUUCACGAAUCUUUAAUCAGUGGUGAUGCUGCCGGAGCGAGCACCCUUGCUGAGUGUAUGGCGCUGCUGGCCUAUCUCACGGCUCCAGGCAGCACGGAGCCCACGUCAGUAUUGCAAGGCAAUAUUGCUGCUGCAAUGAACACCGUGGAUGCAAUCUGUCAAGAGUUUCGGUCUCAGGAUCAAGGCGGUUCGGCAGCGCACGAGCGUGUUCUUCAACAUGCUGCACAUCUCCUGUAUUUACAUGCAUCCAAAGGACCCUUUCGGAGAGUGUAUCUGCGCGAGAAGCUGUCAGGCUUCAUCCGACAAUUCCCACGAAACUCCAUCUUCCUCGCCCUGUUUGAGUGGUCCGAUGCGAGCCUGCGUGUCAUUGACGAGACGCGUGACCUGCUCUAUGACCAGGUUCUAGUAAAGGGACACGACUGCGUGAGCAGCCGCGCGUUUGCCAUUCAGCACGAGCUCACGCGCGGCAACGCCAACACGACGAAGAAUGCAUUCGAGAAUGCGCUGGCGAGCGACACUUGUCGAAAUACUCCCGCGCUGUGGAUCUACUACAUUCGAUUCUGCUAUGCCCAGAAGCAGUUCCGCAACAAGGCAAAGGACGUGUUCUACCGGGCGUUGAGGCACUGCCCCGGAUCAAAGGAGGUGAUGAUGGAGGCGUUUGCGACGCUGAUUCGCGACAUGGAGUCGGAGGAGCUGCGGGCUGUGUAUAACACAAUGACGUCGAAGGGGAUGAGGGUUCAUGUUGAUUUGGAGGAGUUUCUCGAGAAGCGGAGGGCGGAGAAGAGCAGAUGAGCUGGGCAUGGAUCUGUAUGA
Messenger RNA from Trichoderma reesei QM6a, 3258 nucleotides. RefSeq lists its product as uncharacterized. Gene Ontology annotation, cellular component: catalytic step 2 spliceosome. The transcript is spliced from 3 exons. Bases 1 to 3237 code for a protein of 1078 amino acids. Gene Ontology annotation, molecular function: protein binding. The record is from RefSeq and is a predicted model, not a curated record. Lineage: Eukaryota; Fungi; Ascomycota; Sordariomycetes; Hypocreales; Hypocreaceae. Gene Ontology annotation, biological process: negative regulation of RNA catabolic process; regulatory ncRNA-mediated post-transcriptional gene silencing.